Messenger RNA from Syngnathus typhle (broad-nosed pipefish), 1129 nucleotides. It is a transcript of the gene oxld1, whose product is annotated as oxidoreductase-like domain containing 1. Bases 556 to 933 code for a protein of 125 amino acids. The record is from RefSeq and is a predicted model, not a curated record. The transcript is spliced from 3 exons. Gene Ontology annotation, cellular component: mitochondrion. NCBI's taxonomy places the organism in Eukaryota, Metazoa, Chordata, Actinopteri, Syngnathiformes, Syngnathidae.
GUUUGGCAUACUUGUUUGUCGACAGCCUUGGCGCGGCUUCAGGCCGACUCCCAAAUGAGUGAGGAGAAAAGCAAUGGGGCGAAAAAAGCUUGCAGGCCCGUGUGAGAGUGUUUAAAGUCCCGUAUGGGAGAGGCUUGUUUUACUUCUAUCUCUCUUGCCUCUCCUUUUGCCUCUCUUCCCUGCUCCUCGCUCCCACUCUCUCUCGAGACAUAAAUUGGGAGUCUUUUCGUGUAUCAAAGAUGUGCCACAAUGACACGGAGAACAGGAUGGCCUUUCCUCAACCGCUUGUCCAUUGGUUAGCUAGCGCCGCUAUUAGUCGAUUCUGAUUGGUUCGUAUUCCACCCUUGCGGCCAAUCAAUGCUUUUGUUUACAUGCUUCGUAGUUCGCACUCGCGGCCAAUCAAUGCUUUUGUUUACAAGGGUUUGCUUCCGGGAGAACGGAAAGACGCUCUCGUUUACGGAUUAGAGACAUCAGUUAGAUUUUUCUCUCCUCAAGACCAUAGUUUGGAGAGCAACACGUCCAAAUACUCAGUUUUUUGUUUUGUUUUAUCUCACGAUGGUAUACUUGGUGGCGAACGCGACAAGGUCGUCCGCGUCUUUACGCAAGUUGUGGGUGGCGUCGCGGGGGUGGGCUCCACUCGGCCGGAGCGCCCGCAGCAGGUGCUUUGACGCGAGCCUCCCCCCCGCGCCGCCGUCCCCCCCGGAGAGCGCCCCCUGUCGUCCGGAUCCCCGCGCUCCUCCUCCUCCCCCCGCCCACUGCUGCAUGAGCGGCUGCCACAACUGCGUGUGGAUCGAGCACGCCGAGCAGCUGGUGGCCUUCUACAGCGACGACAGCGGCAGCGAGCGAGCGCUGGCCGCCGUCGAGGAGAACGUGCUGGACGACAACCUCAAGGCCUUCUUGAAGAUGGAGAUCCGACUCCUCAAAAAGACGUGAGCCCAGGCAGAACUUUCCGGCACGGUUUGGGAUUUCCUGUCUGCGAGCAAGGCGGUUGUCGCCGGAACGCGGCGACGAGACGCCCGACGGCUCGUCAUCAAGUCUGGUCGCGAGGCGCCUCGACCCGUAAAGCUGGCGUGCGCAUGCGGUACCAUUGAUUGCAUCUGUCUCGUUAAUUAAACGGUGCCACAUCCAA